AUGGGUUGGAUCGGAGAAACCAUAGAUUCAAUAAAAUCUAUUCAGAUCCGACAGCUUCUCACUCAAGCCAUCAGUCUUGGGAUGAUUGUUACAUCUGCUUUGAUCAUAUGGAAAGCUUUGAUGUGUGUCACUGGCAGCGAAUCUCCUGUGGUUGUUGUUCUUUCUGGAAGUAUGGAGCCUGGCUUCAAGAGGGGUGAUAUACUGUUCUUGCACAUGAGUAAGGACCCUAUUCGAGCUGGAGAAAUUGUUGUUUUCAAUGUUGAUGGUCGUGAUAUUCCCAUUGUGCAUCGUGUCAUAAAGGUUCACGAAAGGGAGAAUACAGGAGAAGUUGAUGUUUUGACAAAAGGUGAUAAUAACUAUGGAGAUGAUAGACUUCUCUAUGCUCAAGGACAGCAAUGGCUUCAUCGACACCAUAUAAUGGGUCGUGCCGUUGGGUUCUUGCCUUAUGUUGGAUGGGUGACUAUCAUUAUGACAGAAAAGCCUAUCAUCAAGUAUAUUCUCAUAGGGGCAUUGGGUUUACUCGUUAUAACGUCCAAGGAUUGA
This is a messenger RNA of Eruca vesicaria subsp. sativa (arugula), 543 nucleotides long. NCBI's taxonomy places the organism in Eukaryota, Viridiplantae, Streptophyta, Magnoliopsida, Brassicales, Brassicaceae. The record is from the annotation of a GenBank genome assembly.